Setaria italica (foxtail millet) is the source of this 954-nucleotide messenger RNA. RefSeq lists its product as uncharacterized. The record is from RefSeq and is a predicted model, not a curated record. The transcript has 2 exons. NCBI's taxonomy places the organism in Eukaryota, Viridiplantae, Streptophyta, Magnoliopsida, Poales, Poaceae. The coding region runs from base 71 to 676 and encodes 201 amino acids.
CUGAGGAGACGUCCUGACGAGCAACCGGCCGUCCCAGCAGCUCGUAGAGAACCCAGAGCAAACUGUUACCAUGUCGUCGAGGGACAAAAAAUAUGACCCUAACACAGACUUCGCCGGGGCCUCCAUCGUGUCCCACUGUUACCCUUACCAUGGGCAGCGGCAGACGAUAUUCAGGGACGCUGCCAGAAACGCCUACUUCCGGAACCAGCUGCUGUAUGGCCAAACCGCCGCCGCAGAUUCCCCUCGCCACCAGGGUGGUGUGAGGGGUGCCGGUGCUUCCAGCAACAAGGGUGAGACCAAGCCGAAGGCGAGGACGCGCCAUGGCGAAACUGCCGUAGAGUACCCUAGUAACUACAAGGGUGGUGGUGCGAGGGGUGGCGGCGGGUACUAUAGUGAUGAGGAUGAUGACAGCGAGAGUGAGGACGACGACGAUGACGAGAGCGACGAGAAGGAAAUUUCCCGCGGCCAGGGCGGCGUGCGCCGCUACGACCACGAGGCGAACAAGCCGGAGAAGAAGGGCGCUGGCAGCUACCACGACGUCGCGCACCAAUACGAGGCGUACAGGAGGGGUGCACGCGAGCGGUGGCAGGGUGAAUACCUUGGCUAUGGCGUGCGCGCUUACGGUAACAAACAAAAACCCCGUGACUCCGUGGUUCAUGGUACAGUUGCGCCAUGAAGGUAUACACAUACCGUCAUGAGGAACAGGAAUAAUGCAUGGACCAGGGAGCAUACCUUUUAACUCAGAGUGGCGUGAAGGCAAACGAGAGUAAGGACGAGCAAAGCGACUCCGAGGAGCUGUUACCAAUCAACAUAACAGGAUGUGCAAGCAGGGUGUCCAUGGGAAAUAUAUAUAGCAUUUGUAUCUAUGAGGAAAUGAACAUCUAUUCGUGAGUGGAUAUGUGGAAGUUAAAUGUAACCCUUCAUCAAGUUUAAAUAGACAAAAAGUUUAUCACA